This is a messenger RNA of Acytostelium subglobosum LB1, 2658 nucleotides long. RefSeq lists its product as hypothetical. Gene Ontology annotation, molecular function: hydrolase activity, hydrolyzing O-glycosyl compounds; carbohydrate binding. Lineage: Eukaryota; Evosea; Eumycetozoa; Acytosteliales; Acytosteliaceae. The transcript is spliced from 5 exons. Gene Ontology annotation, biological process: carbohydrate metabolic process. The record is from RefSeq and is a predicted model, not a curated record. The coding region runs from base 1 to 2658 and encodes 885 amino acids.
AUGUUGCUAUUGUUGCUACUCAUAGCAAGUGUUUGUUCAGCAUCAGCAAACACUCAAACAUAUACAGAUACAGAUACAGAUACAUAUACAAAUGCAGAUGCAGAUAAAGAUAAAGAUACACAGACAUCAUCACAAUGCCAACAUUACUCAUUGUCAAACUUGACACCGACAAACUAUGGAUAUACGGGUGCACUCAAUCUGGUCAAUCCCGGCCCGUACGGCGGUGAUGUAAAGACAUUGCAACUGUUUGUCUACUUCCAAACGCAGCAGAUCGUUCGCAUCAAGAUUAUCGACCCGACCACGCAACGUUGGGAGGUACCCUAUGUCAACCAAAUGCCAUUGCCCACCAACAAGCCACAAUUCAUCGACUACAACAUCAAGUUCCAACGCGAUAACUUUGGAUUCUCAAUCACCCGAGUCUCCAAUGGCGAGGUGCUCUUCAACACUUCACCGCCAGCCGACUGCUACACAAGUGGCAUGAUCUACGAGGACAACUACCUCGAAAUGACAAAUAGGUUCCAGGAGACUAAUCCAAACUUGUAUGGAUUGGGCGAGCGCGUGGCACCACUGAGGCUACAGAACAACUUCACGUAUACACUGUUUGCAAAGGACCAGGGCACGCCAGUCGACCUCAAUCUGUACGGCUCGCAUCCAUUCUACAUGCAUCUGAGCCCGAGUGGCAACGCGUUUGGCGCAUUCUUGCUCAACUCUAAUGCCAUGGACGUUGUGAUGCAACCACGCUCGUUAACAUACAAGGUGAUUGGAGGUGUGUUUGACUUCUUCUUCUUCAUGGGUCCGACACCAGAGAGUGUCGUGCAGCAGUACUCCCAGGUGAUUGGCACGCCCUACAUGCCGUCCUAUUGGUCACUUGGCUGGCACCAAUGUCGUUGGGGCUACAAGAGCGCCAAUGAGACAUUCGAGGUCAUCUACAAAUAUGCUCAAAACAACAUACCAUUGGAGACUAUGUGGAAUGACAUUGACUAUAUGAACAUGUUCCAGGACUUCACUCUCGACCCAGUUAACUUCCCAGCUGAUGAGAUGAAGUUGAUGAUUGAGUAUCUGCAUACCAACAAUCAACACUACAUCAUGAUCAUUGAUCCAGGCAUCAACACAGACACCUCCUACGCACCUUACAAUCAACUUUUAAGCUCCGGAGGAUACAUUACUAGACCUGAUGGAUCGGCUUAUGUUGGAAAGGUGUGGCCAGGAUUUACUAUCUUCCCAGACUUCUUUAAUCCAGCAACGACUCACUUCUGGCAGGGACAAUUGGCAGCCUUCCACGAUAUGGUCCAGUACGAUGGUAUCUGGAUCGACAUGAAUGAGGUGUCCAGCUUCUGCAACGGCGAUGUAUGUUCAUCUCAGUUAACAUCAGACAAUAGCCACGCUGCUCAGCAGCAGGUGUCAUUGCACAGCUUCGACCCCAACAACCCACCAUAUCUGCCAGGCAAUGUCAGCCUGGACAUGCACACCAUCAACCUCACAUGUGUACAGUAUGGAAAUAUGUCAGUGUACAACACACACAACCUGUAUGGAUACAGUGAGACAAUGGUCACUGUGGCCGCAGCAAUCGACAUCUUACAGACGCGCGCCACGGUCAUCUCGCGAUCCACCUUCCCCGGCUCUGGUCAUCACGCAGGUCAUUGGCUGGGUGAUAACAACAGUGAGUUUGCCGACAUGUACUACUCAAUCCCAGGCAUACUCAACAUGAACAUGUUUGGCAUCCCCAUGGUUGGCGCAGACAUCUGUGGCUUUGGCGGCAACACAACAGCUGAGCUAUGUGCACGCUGGAUGCAACUUGGUAACUUCUAUCCUUUCUCUCGCAAUCACAAUGCAAUCGGAUCGAUGUCACAGGAACCUUAUACAUUCAACGAGGAGGUCACGGCCAUAUCGAUCGCAGCUAUCAAUGGAAAGUACACACUGUUGCCAUUCUACUACACGCUGUUCUAUCAGGCACAUGCACUGGGCACGCCCGUCGUCCGUCCUCUAUUCUUUGAGUUCCCGAACGACCCCAACACCUACGCACUCGAUACCCAGUUCCUGGUUGGCACCAGCCUUCUAGUGUCGCCCGUGUUGGAUCAGGGCGCCACGGCAGUGGUUGCCUACUUCCCAGCCGGCCCCUGGUACGACUACUUCAAUGGCACCAGGGUUCCAGACAGCCUGUACGCGACACUGGUGGCGCCACUCAACGUAAUCAACGUGCACAUGCGUGGUGGAUCAAUCAUCCCAACUCAGCCCACCUCAGUCUACAAUGUAUCGGGCUAUCCAAUCACCACGACGAUUGCGCGAACCCUGCCACUCCGACUGCUGGUGGCCAUCGACAAUAACAACCAGGCGUCUGGCCAGUUGUACGUGGACGAUGGAAUCUCGCCCAACACAUACGAGGAUGGACAGUACACUUUGGUCAACUUCCAGCUAAAUCUGAAAGACCAGAUCUUUGCUCUGGAGGCGUCGAUCAUUCAGCAAGGCUAUGCUGAUGCUGACAACAUGUUCAUGGAGACGGUCACUGUGUAUGGCGCUGCCGACCCAGUGACACAAGUGAUGGUCGAUGGACACGGCUACACAGACUUCACAUACGAACAAUCCACUCAAGUGCUCUCGAUCAUCAACCUGAAGCUGCCCGUCUCUGGAAUGUUUGUGAUCAACUGGUACAGUGAUUGA